Synchiropus splendidus (mandarinfish) is the source of this 1547-nucleotide messenger RNA. Its product is annotated as prostaglandin E synthase 3-like. The transcript is spliced from 8 exons. Gene Ontology annotation, biological process: chaperone-mediated protein complex assembly; telomere maintenance via telomerase; prostaglandin biosynthetic process. Gene Ontology annotation, molecular function: Hsp90 protein binding; protein-folding chaperone binding; prostaglandin-E synthase activity. Gene Ontology annotation, cellular component: nucleus; cytosol. The coding region runs from base 167 to 640 and encodes 157 amino acids. The record is from RefSeq and is a predicted model, not a curated record. Lineage: Eukaryota; Metazoa; Chordata; Actinopteri; Syngnathiformes; Callionymidae.
UCCUCCUAUUCUGGGGGCCACUAUACGCAAGAAUAACCGGCGUAAAGUCCACAGGCUAGAUGAGUUUGCAUUGACUGAGUGUUGGAACCUUACCUUACUCUGGGCUCCACUCGAUUCUCUCAAGAGCAUAUUAUCUGGGACAAAUACGUUCAUUUGACGCCGAGACAUGCAUCCAGCUACUGCAAAGUGGUAUGACCGCAGAGACUCUGUUUUUAUAGAGUUUUAUGUUGCUGACAGCAAAGAUGUUAAGGUCAAUUUUGCCAAAACAAAAUGUGCAUUCAGCUGCCUUGCUGCAACUGACCAUGUCAAACAUGAGAACGAAAUAGAACUUUUUGAAGCCAUUGAUGAAAAUGAAUGCAAACACAAACGCACAGACCGAUCAGUGUUGUGCUGUCUCCGAAAAGCAGAACCAGGGAAGGCAUGGCCAAGGCUAACAAAAGACAAGCCAAAGCCAAGUUGGCUCAGUGUUGACUUCAACAAUUGGAAGGACUGGGAGGAAGAAUCUGAUGAGGAUAUUGGCCAAAUGGAUCAAUUCUCCGACAUGAUGAACAGCAUGGGAGGUGUCGACGACCCCGCUGAUCUAGAUGAUGAAGACGAUUCCGCAGAUAGCGAUGAUGAAAAAAUGCCGGACUUGGAAUAAAGAGACACUUGUUUGAAACUGAAGACCAGAGUCCAAGUGAAAUCAAAAUAAAUGUUUUAUCUUGAAAUCAAAGUCGGUGACAAACAACUGUACAUAUGAGUCGGUAGCCAUAUUUAAAUCCAUAACCUGAGCUCCAAACUGAUCAGUCCACUGAAGGGUGAUGUGCAUGGCAUUGUACUGUACAGCGCUAUCUCUACUUCCUUUUGCUGUACUGCACCUUCUGGAUAUAUUGUUUUACUGUUAAUACCAAGCACACAUUAUUUUACCAAAAGCUGUAAUUGUGCCCAAUAUAUGGAGCGAUUUGUGUUCAAAAGCACCAUCUUUCAUAUAAAUUGUGCAUUGAGGUGAUAUGGCACUCUUUUUUUCCAGAUAUUGUGUUAGUGAAAUUGUAGUUUAUCCUGAUGGAAUACAUUUCUAGCUAUGUGUACAAGGGAAUUGGUUGCAUUUGCUGAUUGGGUUCCGACUAAAACACUUCCACGUGCUUUUGAAUUUUGAUAUCCAGCGAGUCAGUUUCAAGUGUUUUCCUUUUCACUUUUUGCUUUUUGUCUUUAAAUUGGGAAAUUCUGAGAAUCAUCCGACGGAAACUGUUUCUUCCCCUCCGGUUGCCACCUCUUGCAGUUGUCCCCAUACAUGAAGAAUCUUGACUGUUGUUGCUUUGUACCCGUGUGAUGUGCACGCUCGGAUCGCAUAAUUGGUGGGUUUGCAGUGAGGUUUGAAGUUCAAAUCCUCUUUGAAUGUCCCACUCUUCUCCUCUUGAGAUCUUUCCGUUCUUUCAUCAGUAAUGGGACUUGGAUCGAUGUGGCAGUGUUUGGUGACCAAAUUGUAAUUGCACUGUCAAAAAAAAACACAUGGGGAAAAAUUCUUUUUUUUAUUGUCUCCAUCUUUCUAAUAAACUGUUUAAGACUUA